CAGGAGGGGCUGGCUCGGGCUGGGGUCCCGGAGCGGCGGCGGCGGCGGGCAGCGCGAGCCAUGCAGAAAUACGAGAAGCUGGAGAAGAUCGGCGAGGGCACCUACGGGACUGUUUUCAAGGCCAAGAAUCGGGAGACGCACGAGAUCGUGGCGCUGAAGAGGGUGCGGCUGGACGACGACGACGAGGGAGUCCCCAGCUCUGCCCUGCGCGAGAUCUGCCUGCUCAAGGAGCUGAAGCACAAGAACAUUGUCCGGCUGCACGACGUCCUGCACAGCGACAAGAAGCUCACGCUGGUCUUCGAAUUCUGCGACCAGGAUCUGAAGAAGUACUUUGACAGCUGCAACGGGGACCUGGACCCUGAGAUUGUGAAGUCUUUCAUGUAUCAGCUCCUGAAGGGUUUGGGGUUCUGCCACAGCCGGAAUGUCCUGCACCGGGAUCUGAAGCCCCAGAACCUGCUGAUCAACCGGAACGGGGAGCUGAAGCUGGCGGACUUCGGGCUGGCUCGGGCCUUCGGCAUCCCCGUGCGCUGCUAUUCGGCGGAGGUGGUGACGCUCUGGUACCGCCCCCCCGACGUGCUCUUCGGGGCCAAGCUGUACUCCACCUCCAUCGACAUGUGGUCCGCCGGCUGCAUCUUUGCGGAGCUGGCCAACGCCGGGCGGCCCCUCUUUCCAGGCAAUGACGUGGACGACCAGCUGAAGCGGAUCUUCCGGCUGCUGGGGACACCCACGGAGGAGCAGUGGCCGGGCAUGACGAAGCUGCCGGAUUACAAGCCGUACCCCAUGUACCCGGCCACGACCUCCCUGGCCAACGUGGUGCCGAAGCUGAGCACGACGGGCCGCGACCUGCUGCAGAACCUGCUGAAGUGCAACCCGGUGCACCGCAUCUCGGCCGAGGAGGCGCUGCAGCACCCCUUCUUCACAGAUUUCUGCCCCCCCUAGGCCCCCGCACGGCUGGGGGAGCACGUGGCCCUCAGCACCCCGGGUGCCCCGCUCUGCCACCCGCAGAGGGGCUGGGACCAGUGGGAUGCAGCAGGCCCCCCGCCGCCCAGCGCAGCCCUCCGUGGGAGCGCGACCACCGGGCCGUGCCUGGGAUGCCGGGGGCGGUGGGCGGGGG
This is a messenger RNA of Varanus komodoensis (Komodo dragon), 1114 nucleotides long. It is a transcript of the gene CDK5, whose product is annotated as cyclin dependent kinase 5. The record is from RefSeq and is a predicted model, not a curated record. Gene Ontology annotation, biological process: neuron apoptotic process; protein phosphorylation; axonogenesis. Gene Ontology annotation, cellular component: cytoplasm; nucleus. NCBI's taxonomy places the organism in Eukaryota, Metazoa, Chordata, Lepidosauria, Squamata, Varanidae. The transcript is spliced from 12 exons. Gene Ontology annotation, molecular function: ATP binding; cyclin-dependent protein serine/threonine kinase activity. Bases 61 to 939 code for a protein of 292 amino acids.